Venustampulla echinocandica is the source of this 1737-nucleotide messenger RNA. RefSeq lists its product as uncharacterized. Gene Ontology annotation, cellular component: nucleus. Bases 1 to 1737 code for a protein of 578 amino acids. The transcript has 2 exons. The record is from RefSeq and is a predicted model, not a curated record. Gene Ontology annotation, biological process: intracellular copper ion homeostasis; intracellular iron ion homeostasis; positive regulation of transcription by RNA polymerase II. NCBI's taxonomy places the organism in Eukaryota, Fungi, Ascomycota, Leotiomycetes, Helotiales, Pleuroascaceae. Gene Ontology annotation, molecular function: RNA polymerase II cis-regulatory region sequence-specific DNA binding; copper ion binding; DNA-binding transcription factor activity, RNA polymerase II-specific.
AUGCCUCUUAUCAAUGGAAUGAAGAUGGCCUGCGAGCCAUGUAUACGAGGCCAUCGAUCAACGAAAUGCACGCAUGCCAACGAGCGGCUUAUGGUUCCGGUGAGAAAGCCUGGCAGACCUCUCAGCCAGUGUCCGCACCCGGGAGGACAAUCAUGUGGGUGUGGAAGUGUCACGGCCGCGAUUCCGAGGAAACAGACAUGUCAUUGUGGAGGAGAUGGGUCCAGGCCAGCACAAGCACAAACACAAGCACCGGUACCAGCGCCGCAAAUCGUCCCCCGUUCUUCGAGUCAAGGGGCCUCAGAUGCUUCAUCACCCACCAAACCCACAUUCAAAGUUCAAAAGGCGUCAAGACCACCAUCGGCAAGCAGGAAACAGUCAUUUGACCCUUCGAAUUUCGGAAGGAUCGAUAUGAAUAGCGUCAAUAUUGUUCCCUUCAAACCGCGAUCUCAAAGUAUACCAAUUCCGGUCACUCCUGUAGAGGGAUAUACGAUGGCUGGCCCACCGCAGACCUAUGGAUACAACACCCAGUAUGCGAAUAUACAGCCACAACUCAGUCAUGCCACAAUGCAGCCGCCCCCAAGCCCUUACGAUGGAGAAGACCCGCUUAUGAGGGCUAAUGGGUUCACUAAUGGGUUCACUAAUGGGGUGCUUCAUCAUGAGAAGCCUUAUGUGGUUGAAAGUCCGCUCGCUACGCCAUCAAUAUAUGGGAAUGGAAACUCCAGCAUUGCGAUGAAUGGGGGAUCAUGUUGCACCCCACCAACGCCAUUAAACCACACCAAUGGAGAAUCAAAGGCAUAUAAGAAUGGCAGCUCCUGCUGCGCGCCAAAACAAAACGGCCACAACCGCACUUCUUCUCUUAGUAGCGUCAUUCCGGAGCAGCAGGAGCCUAGACAGGGAAGCUGUUGUUCGUCAAAGCCACCACAUACGCUGAAACAAGAGCCCGCAUCUAACAAUGGCACACCAAUACCCACGCAUGUUCCAAGCUCGCCCCAGAUGCUAGCACAAGGCAAUAUGCCAUUCAGCCCGGCCCUAUACCAGCAACUAGUUUCUAGCCAACCCACAGUCUUUACGUACCCACCUACAUAUGGCUCGUUCCAAAACCCUCUGCAGCCAUCAGCCUGGCGGCAAAGCAUACAAGACAACAUGUACUCUCAACCUCAACCUCAGGCUCAGAUCCCGCCACCAUCUGCGCAAUUGCCAUUUGAUGCACCACUUGUCCCAGAAACCAUGAAUACUAUUCAUACAUGCAGCUGUGGUGAUGGUUGCCAAUGCAUUGGUUGCGCCGCACAUCCGUAUAACAAUGCAACACAGGACUACGUUCGUUCAGCAUGGGCUAUGUCCGCAGAGCAAUAUACGGCAGAGAUGUAUAGUAAUGGGCAGCCAACAUCAGCACCGGAGCCACACGGGAAUGCAAAUGGGAACGGCUCGGUUCCACCUCAAGGUGCCGACCCCAUGGCGUCGCCGACCCCUCUUACACCAUCCAGCACAUCAUCUGGAAAUGGGGAAGAGCAAAGCCUGUCUGCCGCCGAUUUCUUCUUCGUCAACUAUCCAUUCUCAUCGGAGGGUUGUGGUGGGGAUACGCUCAGCUGCCCCUGCGGCGAUGACUGUCAAUGUCUAGGCUGUACGAUACACCGGCAGCCUGCCAUACCCUGUGGUGGGGAGAGGGAGAGCUGCCCCUGCGGCGAUAAUUGCGAGUGUAUAGGUUGCUCGAUACAUAAUGGUGGUGUAACGACAUGA